Messenger RNA from Drosophila hydei, 1012 nucleotides. RefSeq lists its product as uncharacterized. The record is from RefSeq and is a predicted model, not a curated record. Bases 219 to 386 code for a protein of 55 amino acids. The transcript is spliced from 3 exons. Lineage: Eukaryota; Metazoa; Arthropoda; Insecta; Diptera; Drosophilidae.
AUACCACAUAUAUAUCAUCUCAAUCAUAACAAAACCGAGCAAACAUCUGUGUGUGAGCAAGACAAGCACAUAUAAAGAGAAAGAGAGAGAACACCAGAUCGAAACGUUGAGUAUUUGAAACGUGUGUUGAGAGGAGAGAAGAUAUUCUUCAUACACUUCCUUAUCUAAUUCGUGAGAUUGCAUUGCGCACCCCAAGCAGGGGAAACAUAAUAUCUUAUAUGACUUUUGAAAGAUUAAGUGAAACACCAGCAAAAAAAGGCGCACCUCCAAUUCCACAAAAACGGAGUAAAAGCUUCGAACUGUGCAUGAAUUCAAAGAGGCGAACUAUAAGUCAUCGGACUUCAAGUAACAGACAUCGGAAGUUACAGCCGUUCAGGUACACGUGAGCCAACCAUUGUACCGUUCCAAUAGUUUUUUACUAAACAUACAACAAACAAAACAAAACGUUAAAAAAAAAUUACACAAAAAUAAAAAAAAAAUUAAAAACAUAAAAAACAAAAAAAAAACACCAAUAGCUAAGACUAUGCCAGAUAUAUAGAGAGCAUAAAUAUACUACUACAGUAAAGCCCGCACUACAAACCGAAUAGAAGGGGAAAAGGAGACGGCAGUAGGAACCACAAAUACCAAAAAGAAAAAAAAAGAAAAAAAGGAAAGAAAACGAAAGAAGAUAAAGGCGGUAAAUAACACCAAUAAUAUACAACUAACUAGAUGAAAAAAACAAAGGUUCCAUAACUCCCGAAUAGAUUCCACAACUCAGCGUAGAUAAAAAAAAACUUGGGAAGCCUGAAGCCCACAUUUCAUUUAUUUCUCCCAUUUUUUUGGAUGCACGUGGACGACGACGUUUGCCACUAACUAGACUCUCCAAAAUCAAAAGAAACUGCCAGAGAGCUAGCGCGCAAGCGAGCUAGCGUGAGUAAGAAACAGAGAGAGUAUCUAGAGAUCAACGCGAUCGGAGCACAGGUUGAGCCAAAAACAAAUUUAAUGAACGGGAACGAGGCGCAACGAAGCAAUU